GAAAACGGUAAUGAUGAUCCUUCCAGCCAGUGGAUACUCCACCUACUAAGGCCCUCCCGCUCGUCGUGGUCCACCACGACGACGAGCAGCGCAUCAACAUCGCACCCUUCUAGCCAUGACGUCCACCAUCCCUUUCCCUACGCCAGGUACACCCAGCACAUCAUCCUCGUCGGGAAUCAUGUCCGAGUUGAAAACUGCCAACCUGAAACCUUCAGAACUGUGCAUGGUGACAUGUAAAAACCCCCUCACAUAUCAGGUCUGCGAUUUUGUAUACGAUAAUUCCCCAUCCACAAGCUUUCUGGAUACAGCUGAGCUCUUCUAUGAAACUCGUGCAGGUCAUUAUGAAAAUCCCCUGAUAACGGCCACUUCCCGCGCCCUCAUUGCUGAUAUUCACGCUCUCGUGCGCCAAUUUUCCAUAGUCGACAUCCCAAAGCCAUCCAAGAUACUCGGCGCGCUUCUCCCUUUCCGGGUCAAAGAUACCGCCAGCUCGGAUCCUUGGUUUCGUUUCCUGCGUAUCUGGUCAGAAAUCGAAGAAUUUAGCGAGAGCGAGAGCUUCGAUGGCCACAAAAAGAGCAUCGUCGAGCACACGCUCAACAUCCUGCUGUUUCCAGACUUGCAUAUGGGCUUUAAGAUGCCCAAGUCGCUCUCCCUGCGCGCGCCCGGGUCUACUAGUACGCCUGCAAGUGAGGCUGUACAUGAGCUCUCAGUAGUCGUCCCCACCCCCUCGCUUCCAGUUCCCGGUACACCAUUCGCGGUUCCAUCGCCACUGCACUUCCAGCUGCACGUCAUCACGCGCCUAAGUUUCAAUGAGCAAAAACAGAUCACGUAUCAUCGCGACGUAUGGGAUAUCCGCGAUGUGAUAGCGCUCGUACCUGGCAUGCGCAUCGCGCAGUGGAUCUUAGGGCGGGCCGGUGCGUGGGGGCUGAGCUGGGUGGGUAAGAGAUUGAGGUCCCAGCCACAUAGUGCAUCAUUGAUCACGUCUGCUGAUAGGAUAGUUUAGUUUAGUUUUAAUGUCCUUCCUACGACGUUGCCGUUCGUGAUGUUAAUAUUCGGUAUUUUCCUCAACUGUAGUCAUCCUCGCGCUUAAAUUGCGUUGUUUAGUUUCUGUCUUCAUAGCCUUAUACCGUAACCUAAUACCACGACUACUUCCCUGCAUCAAAUCAGUAUUUUACUUA
This is a messenger RNA of Suillus clintonianus, 1175 nucleotides long. RefSeq lists its product as uncharacterized. The record is from RefSeq and is a predicted model, not a curated record. Bases 116 to 1000 code for a protein of 294 amino acids. Lineage: Eukaryota; Fungi; Basidiomycota; Agaricomycetes; Boletales; Suillaceae. The transcript has 3 exons.